GUUCUACUUUCCUUAGCACGCUAUUGUCAGACUUGUGGGCUUCCUACUUGUCGUCCGGAGUUUGUUAUCAAUUUUGAAAAGCCUUUUCUGGAAAUCGAAGAGGGGUAUCAUCCUAGUCUUGCUGUUAAGCUACCCACGAGCGAUGGUGCUUCUGCAUGUACAUAUAUAGCCAAUGAUUCGCACUUGGGUGGAGAUCACCCUCCGACGGUGCUACUGACGGGACCUAACAUGGGUGGAAAAUCUACGCUGAUGAGACAAGUAGCCGUACUAACAGUUCUGGCGCAUAUGGGGUCACUUGUACCCGCUCGUUCAAUGCGUCUAUCUCCAGUAGAUAGAAUCUUCACUAGAAUUGGAGCGAAUGAUCGGCUUAUUUGCGGUCAGUCGACGUUCUUCGUAGAGUUAAGAGAAACGUUAGUAAUUUUGCGAAAUGCUACCAAACAUUCACUCGUUCUUAUAGAUGAAUUGGGUAGAGGUACGAGCACUUUUGAUGGUACUGCUAUUGCAUCAGCUGUUUUGUCCGAUUUAUCACGACGCAUUGGAUGUCGCUCGUUUUUCUCAACUCACUACCACUCACUCUGCAGAUCAGCCUCAGUCAAUCCUAACAUCACUCUAGCGCACAUGGCUUGCAUGGUAGAAAACGAGAAUGAAGCUAAUCCCACCGAAGAGAGUGUAACAUUCCUCUAUCGACUAGCUGAUGGUGUUUGUCCGAAGUCUUAUGGAUUCUAUGCUGCGAGGCUUGCCGGCGUC
This is a messenger RNA of Cylicostephanus goldi, 747 nucleotides long. The record is from the annotation of a GenBank genome assembly. Lineage: Eukaryota; Metazoa; Nematoda; Chromadorea; Rhabditida; Strongylidae.